Messenger RNA from Akanthomyces muscarius, 1668 nucleotides. RefSeq lists its product as uncharacterized. NCBI's taxonomy places the organism in Eukaryota, Fungi, Ascomycota, Sordariomycetes, Hypocreales, Cordycipitaceae. Gene Ontology annotation, molecular function: copper ion binding; oxidoreductase activity. The record is from RefSeq and is a predicted model, not a curated record. Bases 1 to 1668 code for a protein of 555 amino acids. The transcript is spliced from 2 exons.
AUGCUUCCCCGUGGAGCCUGCUCUGGGAACACUGCAACAACUCGUUCACAGUGGUGCAAUUUCGACAUCAACACAAACUACUACGACGAAGUUCCCGAUACUGGCGUCGUGAAGGAGUACACCUUUGACUUGGUCCAAAUCACUGCUGCACCAGAUGGCUUUCCGCGUACCGUGUAUGCCUUUAACGGCGUGGUGCCCGGACCAACUAUUGAGGCCGACUGGGGCGACACUGUCGUGGUUCGUAUCAACAACAAUCUUACGCUGUCGAAGAAUGGUACAUCGGUUCAUUUUCACGGCAUUCGUCAAAACUACACCAACCAAAUGGACGGUGUAACGGCCAUUACACAAUGCCCAAUCUAUGCGGGUGGAUCAACGACUUACACCUGGCGCGCCACACAGUACGGCACUUCGUGGUAUCAUUCGCACAUUGGUCUACAAGCCUGGGAUGGUGCCGCUGGUGCUAUUAAAAUCAAUGGCCCGGCAACUGCAAACUACGAUAUUGACAUAGGUCCUAUUUUGUUAUCGGACUGGACGCAUCGGACCGCGGAUGAGCUCUACUCCUCGGCGUUGUUAGUUGGACCGCCGUCCUUAGACAACGGCCUCAUUAACGGUACCAACAUAUGGAACAACUCUGGAACCCUCGUUGGCUAUCGAUUCAACACUUCAUUCACAGCAGACAAAUCGCACCGACUAAGGUUAAUUAAUGGCGCCAUUGAUACACAGUUCAAAUUCACCAUUGACAAUCAUACGAUGACUGUCAUCGCAGCCGACUUUGUGCCCAUUGUGCCGUAUAAUACCACGAUCUUGAACAUUGGCAUGGGUGAAAGAUACGACAUCGUUGUCAGAGCAGAUCAGCAAUCUGUGGCCGAUAAUUUCUGGAUGCGUGCUAUCCCGCAGAAGUCUUGCGCUGGUGGCAGAAAUCCCAGCGACGUCCGUGGCAUAGUAUACUAUAGGGACGAGCCAUCAGAACCAACUACCUCGGGGUAUCCUUACGUCGACGCGUGUGUUGAUGAGCCAGUGGCAAGCUUGAUCCCCCAGGUGGCGCUCAGCGCUGGCACACAAGACCAGUCCGAUCAGGAAGCAGUAAGUCUUACACCCAGCAAUAAUGAAGGUGUCGUCCUCUGGGCUAUGAAUAAUACAUCAUUCUAUGUCGAUUGGAAGAAUCCUACCCUACUUCAGCUGUACAACAACAACAACAACAACAACAACAACAACAACAACAACAACACUUAUACCAGACGCAACCACGUUAUUUCGUUCGAUCAAGCAGACAGCUGGAUCUAUGUUAUUAUUGAGGCUCAGAAUGCUGUUGCACACCCUAUCCACCUACACGGGCACGACUUCUCCAUCUUGGCACAAGGCUCUAGCACUUUCAACCAGUCGACUGAUCUCUUCAGCCUGACCAAUCCAAUGCGUCGUGAUGUGGCCUUACUUCCUGGUUCCGGGCAUCUGGUGCUGGCUUUUAAAGCGGAUAAUCCCGGUAUUUGGCUGAUGCAUUGUCACAUUGGGUGGCAUGCCAACCAGGGUCUAGCGCUUCAGUUUGUGGAACGGGCAGAAGAAGCACGGGCGCUGAUCGAUUACGAGCUGCUCAACAAGACCUGUGCGGAUUGGGGCACGUAUACUGCGCAGGCUAGCGUUACGCAAGGAAGAUAUGAUGACGGCAUAUAA